Gossypium raimondii (Peruvian cotton) is the source of this 450-nucleotide messenger RNA. RefSeq names its product S-protein homolog 24-like. Lineage: Eukaryota; Viridiplantae; Streptophyta; Magnoliopsida; Malvales; Malvaceae. Bases 1 to 450 code for a protein of 149 amino acids. The transcript has a single exon. The record is from RefSeq and is a predicted model, not a curated record.
AUGCCUUACAAUAAUUUUAGGACUCUAACUCCUUUGCUUUGCAUGCUUAUGCUUGCAAGUUGCAUUUCUCAAACACCGGUUUCAUAUGCAAAAUCAGUAGAUAAUUUAGUUAUUCGUUUCCGUUAUAAGGUUCACAUUAUCAAUGGCCUUCCAGACAAUGCUAAGCCAUUAGAGCUUAGUUGCCAUUCGAACGAUGAUGAUCUCGGACACCAUACUCUUUGGAAAGACCAAGAAUUCCGGUUCAAGUUUGGCAUUCACUUUUGGAAGAAAACUCAUUUCGUCUGCAACUUCAGCUGGGGAUCCAAGUCCUUGAAUGAUAUCACUGUUUUCGUGAACGAGGUUGAAACUCGUACAUGUAGAGAGACAGGGAACUGCUUCUGGAAAGUAGAAACGGAUGGGAUUUAUUUUAGCAGUAAUGAUCAAAAUUGGGAGAAACGGUUUAAUUGGUAA